Malaclemys terrapin pileata is the source of this 1470-nucleotide messenger RNA. Its product is annotated as neuropeptide FF receptor 1-like. Gene Ontology annotation, cellular component: membrane. Gene Ontology annotation, molecular function: peptide binding; opioid receptor binding; neuropeptide receptor activity. The transcript has 5 exons. NCBI's taxonomy places the organism in Eukaryota, Metazoa, Chordata, Testudines, Emydidae. Bases 1 to 1470 code for a protein of 489 amino acids. Gene Ontology annotation, biological process: regulation of MAPK cascade; regulation of adenylate cyclase activity; regulation of cAMP-dependent protein kinase activity. The record is from RefSeq and is a predicted model, not a curated record.
AUGAGGGGAAAGGAUCUACUGUGUAUCAGAGACUCAACCCUUCUGUAUCUUUGGGAACAUUCGACUAGCUCUCACGCCCCAUCUGGGCAAGAGAGAUCUGCAGACAUCCCAGAAUCAGGAGACUGUGCUUGCAACCAUGACACUGCUUUAACAGGUCAGCGUGCUGAGAUCAUGGCUGUCCACGAGUCUCUCCAGAAGGAAACCUCUGCUAACGAGACCCUGAGAUGGAUGGAUGGCAGGCACCUCAAUGGCACCUUCCUCCCGUACUACCAGCACUCUCCAGCAGUGGCAGCUGUCUUCAUUGUUGCUUACCUCUGCAUCUUCCUCUUGUGCAUGGCUGGGAACUCCCUGGUGUGCCUGGUGGUGGUGAGGAACCAGCGCAUGCACACGGUCACCAACCUCUUCAUCCUGAACCUUGCCAUCAGUGACCUGCUGGUGGGCAUCUUCUGUGUGCCAACCACCCUCCUGGACAACCUGAUCACAGGCUGGCCCUUCAACCAGGUCGUCUGCACCAUGAGUGGCCUUGUCCAAGGAUCGUCUGUCUCGGCCUCCAUUUUCACGCUCGUGGCCAUCGCCAUGGACAGGUUCCACUGCAUCAUCCUGCCCUUCAGAGAGCGGCUCAGUCUUCUCAAGGCUGUGAUAAUUAUCGUCGUCAUGUGGGUUCUAGCCAUAGCCAUCAUGUGCCCUUCUGCCAUCCUGCUGACCGUCGCCCACAUGGAGGAUCACUUCCUGGUGCUAAACGAUGGGCACAGCACCACCUACCCCCUCUACACCUGCUACGAGGCCUGGUCUGACAGCAGCAUGCGGAAACUGUACACCACCAUCCUCUUCACCCACAUCUACCUCGUCCCCCUGGUGCUCAUUGUCUUCAUGUAUGGAAGAAUCUGCCUGAAACUCUGCAGCUCCACGGUGCCCAUCCCCGAACAUCCCACCUGUGCCAGCAGAGUCGGUAGCACAUCCAGAAAGAGGAUCAGGGUCAUUAAGAUGCUGAUCUUGGUUGCACUCCUCUUUGUGGUCUCCUGGCUGCCCUUGUGGACGCUGAUGCUGCUGGUGGAUUACACCAACUUGACUGAUGACCAUCUGGAUUUGCUGACAGGCUAUUUCUUCCCCUUUGCCCACUGGCUAGCUUUCUCUAAUAGCAGCAUCAACCCAGUCAUCUACGGCUACUUCAACGAGAACUUCAGGAGGAGCUUCCAGGCGGCCUUUAACUUCCAGCUGUGUUCCCAGGAGACAAAGCAUAAGGAGACUUACUCUGAGCACUCUCGCAUCCCCACCAGCUUCAGGAUGUGCAACAGAGUCUUUGCGAAGGCAACCUCCUCCAACUGUGUAUCCUCCCAUCACACUCAAAACGCUGCCUCUCUCUUCUCCAGAAAUGUUCAGCCCAUGUGCCCUGGCCUGGGCUUGGAAAACAUUGAUAAAAUAAUGCCCUACCACAGAGUAACCCAGGCCUGGGAGAAACCAGAGGCAUAA